AUGCCUCCACCCAAGGGUCCGGAGGGAGCUGACCUCGGUGAGCAGGACGCGCUUGAUGAAGGUGACGGGGCUGGCCUUGACGUGGAGGGAGCGGGUGCUGGCCUGCCCGCACCGGAGCCUCUCGAGGCUGAGACGGAGGAGCCUCCACUGUACGAUGAGGAGGUCCCUGAGGAGGGGGUUUUCGAAGAGGGGGUCCCUGAAGAGGGGGCCCCCGAGGAGGCCGGAUUUGGAGAAGGACCCCCGCUUCUGCUCGUCAACAAUGAAGGCCAGAACAUUUUGGCGAAGGAGAAGACGAGGCAGUUGAUUAACAAAGUCAACAUCCUCUCCAAGUCACUGGAGGCCAAGCUCCCGCUGUAUGAUGAGGGCAAGGAUCUUCCGGAACCCGAGGAUGAGAUGAGGGAGAUCUGCAGGGCCAGGGAGGUGGAGAUCAAUAAGCUGGAGCAGGCGAAGACAGCUGCUGAGAUCGCUCGCCUGGAGAAUGAGGAUGAAGAGCCCGGGACUGACAUCAGCAUCGAGGAGGAGGCGAAGAAGAUCAGGCAAGAGUGGCCAGGCGACGAGUACGAUGACUACGGGGGAUAUCCUAUGGCACCUGAUGCCCACUACGAGGGUGGCUAUGGCUACGACCAUGGCUACCAUGGCCACGACCAUGGCCACGACCAUGGCCAUGCCCCAGAGGCUGCCUAUGGCGCUCCCGCUGUGGGCCCCCCUGCAACUGCCGGCUGCCCGCCUCCCAUUGUGGCCCUGGCCCUGCUCCUUCCGCAGCUCCAGGAGCGACGCAAGCUUCGCCCUGCCGGCUUCCUUAGCCAGGAACGCCUGGAUUUUGCAGGCCAUACAGGGCCGGAGGAUGUGUCGGGAAAGAGGCUCCGAAGUCUCGAAGGUAAUUUUGGCGGCCGGGUGGCAGGCGACGCGCAGGUUGUGGAGGGAACUGUCAGCUUGAAUGGCACCAUUACGCCAGAGAUUGUGAGCAAGCUGAAUUGGGCAGCGCAGAAUGCGCUUGUGGAAGCGUGUGGCCACGGGUCCAAGGUACAGGCAAGCACGAAAUUGGAACUGUCGCCCAACGUGCAUCGUGCCGUGGACAUCAAAUUCUGGGUUCUGCCUCGACUUGGUGGAGGUGGCGACUGUGCCAUGACACUGGUGGAGGCAGCGGCUGGCGGAUUUGCCCCUCCGUUUCCUCUGUCCGGACCAGACAAGAAGCCUCUGUUUCGCAACAUGAUGCAGAACCAAUUGUCUCGAAUCAUGGACACCAGCAUCAUGUCAGACAUGUACCUUCGGCUGUGGCGAGUCACUUGCGCCGUGAAGCCCGUUUGGAUGCUGGGAAACCAGCUGAGCGAGUCGAAUUCGAACAUGGCUUGUUCGACCUACGCUUCCGGAUGGGAGGUGUACUACGCGCCCAGCUUGACGGAGCCAGCCACCGCUGAGGGCGGAUCCUGGGUCCCUGGAUACUCCACGGGCAACUCCAACAAUGUAGUGGGCCAGCUGACAGAUCGUUGCAUGCUGGCGAAUUCUGCGUGCUUCUGUGCUGCGCUGCAGGGCUGCGGCUGGCGGCAGCAAGCAGAUGGUUCUACCGCUUGCAUGACUAUCUCCGAUGGCGAUACCGGGACGCCUGUCAGCUGUGGUGCGUGCUCGAACCAACCUGAAUGCCCGCCGCAAUGCAGCUCUGCCACCUUCGCGUGCACUUGUGCAGCCUUAUCGAUCAGUUGUUUGUGGGAGAAUGAAGAAUGCAAACCUGCUGGGGGUGGCCCGAGCAACAUUCCCUGCAGCGCCUGCGUGCUGCAGGACACGUGCCAAGCGGCCCGGCCCCGUGCAGUGGACUUCGCCCCGAAGACCAUCUUCGCCCUGCCACGGGAGGGCGACCUGUCCAUCAUCGAAAUCUCUUUCAACACGCAACUGGGCCCGCUUCGCGCAGCGCGCGGUGCCGUUCAGUUCAUCUGCGGCACCGCGGGAAGGGAGCCGACUCGGACCUCUGUCACUCUAUUGGAGUACACGGUUCCGGGCGAAGGGCUUGAGGUCGCAGGCAACGUACUCAAAGUGGCGUCUGGAACAGUCCCUGUCGCCGAAUCAACAUCCUGCACUUUGUUGGCCGGAGAGGGCGUCGUCACCAACGUGGAUGGCUUGCCUUCGCAACCCAUCGAGUUUGGCUCCUACAUGUUCAAGAUGAAGGACUCUGUGCCUCCGAUGAUCUUAUCCUUCUUACCCUCUGCUGGAGCUGGAGGAGUGUUGACCGCACAAAAGACGGUGAGCAUAACCUUCAAUGAGAGGGUCCGGCAGACAGAAAGCUUCAGCGCUGAAAUCCGGCUCGUGGACUUGUUCGGGGAGCCGCUGGACGCGCCUGUGCCAAUCGGCCUGGAUAGCGUCAACGAGCGUGUGGUCAGGCUGGACGUGCGAGGCAAGUUGCAGCCUGGGAGAUUCUACGAGAUCACCAUUGCUGCCGGGUCCAUCGUGGACUACGGAAAUCAGCUUUUCGAAGGGCUCGCCGCGGGUGUCUACAAGUUCAAGACUGACGGCAACCAUGAUGAUGUCGUGAUCGUUGAUGCUCUUGGGAACACUGGCCCCUCCACCGCGGUCGUAGCGGGGGCAGCUGGUGGUGGUAUGCUGGUCCUCUUGGCCGUGGCCUGCAUUGCCUAUCGCACCUAUGUGGUCUCGCGAGAGCCCCACGACCUCCCGCCGUCGCCGGUCGAGGCCACAUCGAACAAGUCCCCGCCGAGGAUCCGGUUCGAUGAGGAGGCUCUGAAAGUGCAAUACAUGGACGACCUCCCAGACUCUCCAGAAAACAGGAAGUCUUACAAGUUUGAUGAUGAAACGAACGAGCCUUCCAACGAGCCCUCCAAUGAGCUGCGAAAGGCUGCCCAGGAAGCAGCAACGGUGCGCCGCAACUCAAUCGCUGCGCACAUGGAGCUGCCGCGGAUUCCCACAGGUCCUACAAACCAGCGCAGGUCAUCCUACCACGGGAACACAGCGAAGGAAGAGACGAACCAACCGCACCAAAGAGGCAGCCGGGUGCAUCCACCUGCAGAGCAUCAGGUGGACAAACGACCCAAGAAGGAGCCUCCCAAGCUCAAGACGGGGCACUACCUGUCUUCUGCCGGAGCCGCGUGGAGCUAA
Molecule: messenger RNA, 3102 nt
Organism: Symbiodinium natans
Lineage: Eukaryota; Dinophyceae; Suessiales; Symbiodiniaceae
Source: the annotation of a GenBank genome assembly